Hibiscus syriacus is the source of this 613-nucleotide messenger RNA. Its product is annotated as cellulose synthase A catalytic subunit 7 [UDP-forming]-like. The annotation marks the transcript as partial. Gene Ontology annotation, cellular component: trans-Golgi network; plasma membrane. The transcript has a single exon. Gene Ontology annotation, molecular function: cellulose synthase (UDP-forming) activity. Gene Ontology annotation, biological process: cellulose biosynthetic process; plant-type primary cell wall biogenesis. The record is from RefSeq and is a predicted model, not a curated record. NCBI's taxonomy places the organism in Eukaryota, Viridiplantae, Streptophyta, Magnoliopsida, Malvales, Malvaceae.
GUAAAGUUGACAAUUUUGUUUUCUUGGCAGCUAAGCAACCUUACAAGCAUAUGGUUCUUGGCACUUUUCCUUUCCAUCAUAGCGACCGGACUGCUUGAACUUCGAUGGAGCGGAGUUAGCAUCCAAGACUGGUGGCGAAACGAACAAUUCUGGGUCAUCGGCGGCAUCUCCGCCCAUCUUUUUUCCAUGUUCCAAGGCCUCCUCAAAGUCCUCGCUGGUGUCGACACCAACUUCACCGUAACAGCCAAGGCAGCAGAGGAUACGGAAUUCGGCGAGCUUUGUCUCUUCAAAUGGACCACUCUCUUAAUCCCUCCCACAACUCUGAUAAUAGUGAACAUGGUAGAGGUCGUCGCCGGAGUCUCGGAUGCAAUCAACAACGGCUACGGUUCAUGGGGUCCGUUGUUCGGCAAACUGUUUUUUGCUUUCUGGGUCAUUUUACAUCUCUACCCUUUCCUCAAAGGUUUGAUGGGGAGACAAAACAGGACGCCCACCAUUGUUGUGCCUUGGUCCGUACUUUUGGCAUCCAUUUUCUCACUGGUUUGGGUUCGGAUCGAUCCGUUCUUGCCCAAACAAAUUGGCCCGGUCCUCAAACAAUGCGGCGUGGAGUGCUGAA